UUUCCCUCCGCGAGAACGGCGUCUGGCGUCUGGGGUAAGUAAGGAUUACCGAAGGAUAUCGUCCCGCUUUCCAGCGUCUGUCACCAUGACAUCAGAUCGGCCUGUGCGGUACAGUAACACGCAUCACCGUGAACUACGACGCCCCUACAGUAGUAGUGUGAUGCCUGCUCCAAGAGGUGUCGGUAGUUGUCCCGACUGGAUGGGACCAUAUUUCCAGGGUAAUCACCGUAUGACUACUCGGCGGGACCAUAUAUUGUUGAACGACAUUUGAUACCGAACUAGAGGCUAGAGACCAAACGCCUAGGCAUACGAAGUUCAACUCGUUGCUACUCGAUGCCCUCUCUUUUACGGCCCAUCAUCCCAUUUCAUAACAUCGACAUCCGCCAGAUUUCCUCUCGAAUCAUAUCCAAAUCACCUACCUGUCACGAGAUCGGCGUCAACAAGCCUUACUUUGCCAACUUUGAGGUCGUCCAAGGUUUCUUUGAACAACAAGAAGAAGAGGGCGUCCAAAAGACGCCCGCUGAACUGGCCGAUUCGAGCUUUGGGCUGUUGGACAAGUCGCCCGAGAGGUGGGAGAACUUCAAAAAGUCGAUCGCCGACCUGCAAGCGAACGCGCCCGAGGAUGUCAGCUAUAAGGUCUUCUUCUGCGGCCGUCACGGUCAAGGAUGGCAUAACGUCGGUUCCGAUUACUACGGCGACGAUUGGGAAGAGAAUUGGGCCAAGAAGUCAGGCAACGAGAUUAUCACCUGGGGACCUGAUGCCGAGCUCACUCCCAAGGGACGAGAGGAGGCGCUCACGCUUCAAAAGGGCUGGAAGAAGAAUCUCGAUGCUGGCGCGCCCCUUCCUGAGAAAUGGUUACUCUCUCCCAUGACCCGAGCGGCGGAUACCAUGGCUUUGACUUGGGGGGCCAAUCUGCAAGACCAGACUCCCAUCUUCUGUGAGGCUCUCCGUGAGGUCUACGGAAUGCAGACCAAUGAUCAACGGAGGGAUAAGGACUACCUUAUGUCGCGUUUCUAUCAAUGCGACUUUGAGGACGAGUUUUCCCACACCGAUCCCUGGUGGAAACCCGACGAGAGAGAGACAGUGGAGCACAGCCACGACAGGCUUCGAGGCUUCUUCUCCUACGCCUUCCGACUUCAUGAGGAGACCUACAUUUCGAUCACGUCUCACUCGUCCACCUUGCGAGCCAUGCUGGACGUACUCGACCACCCGCACAAGAAAUUCGAGACUGCCGAGGUCAUUCCUCUGGUUGUCAAAGCGGUUCGUAAACAGCAAACCGAGCAGUGAUGGCGCCUGCCU
Molecule: messenger RNA, 1299 nt
Organism: Filobasidium floriforme
Lineage: Eukaryota; Fungi; Basidiomycota; Tremellomycetes; Filobasidiales; Filobasidiaceae
Product: phosphoglycerate mutase
Exons: 10
Coding region: 334-1287 (317 amino acids)
Cellular component (GO): cytoplasm
Molecular function (GO): phosphatase activity
Source: RefSeq, a predicted model, not a curated record